UCGACGCCAGAAUUAGGAAAACAUCUGCGGCGACUGCGGUGCCAACCAUCAUGUACGCGCUCGUGAUUUUUCUGGCUCUUGGGCCUCAAUUGGGUCAAUUGUCCAUGAUACAGCAGGGUACUGGUCAAUGCUACGAUUCCAAGGACGAGUACUACCCGUUGAUGUCAACUCGCACGGCUUACGAAUUGAUCUACGGAAAUAUGACGAGACCUCCAGGUUGCGAGCCUAUGCAGAUUUGGGGCACUUUGCGCCACGGUACCAGAUACUUGAGAGAGAAAGAAACAGUACCACUGAGAAUACUCGCCAACCUGCAAGCUGAAAUAGUCAGGAAUUUUGAAAACGGACGCAGUAAACUAUGCGCCGAAGACGUGGAAAUAAUUAAAGGCUGGAAAUGGAACGAAGAGCAGAACGACAACGAGGACGUUCUGACGAAACAGGGAUACAAGGAGUUGUUCGAUUUGGCCAAGAGACUGCAAGCCUAUUACCCGGAACUUUUGCGCGUCGAUCCGGUCAACGUUAAUAGGAAAGAUUUCGAGCUGACGGCGACGACGACUCAACGUACUCAGGCCAGUUUAACUGCGUUCAUGGAAGGGUUGGCUGGCAACAUUUCGCUUCUGAGACCCGAAAUUCCUUUGGAAAAUGACACUUUAUUAUUGAUGCACAAGCACUGCCCGACGUGGAAGAGAACUUUCAAAGAGCAAAAUUUGUUUAUGGAGAGCGUUCUAUUCUCUAGAGGUCCCUUGUUCGAACAGGUGGAAAAAAAUGUUCAAGAACGUCUUGGCUUCGAGCAAAGCCUCAACUACAGUACGAUUUCCGCUAUGCAAGAAAUGUGUCGAUUCGAGCUAGCCUGGAACCCCCAAAACGUGUCUGCCUGGUGCACGGUCUUUAGCAAAAACGAUCUUAAAAUAUUCGAGUACAAGGACGAUUUGAACAAUUACUACUGCUGCGGUCCAGGACGAGCCAUGAGUACGAAGCUCGGCUGCGAGAUGAUGAGCAACAUGUACAGACAUUUCGAGGAUUUGGUGCGGUCGAAUUUCACGGGUCAGGCAAAAGGAGUAUUUUAUUUCACUCACACGGUCGCUCUGCGAGUUCUCAUGACGGCCUUGAAGAUGCACUUUAUGCCGGUGAACAUGACGUCGCAGAAUUUCGCGACGAUGCAAGAUCGCAUAUUCCGCAGCUCGCUGCAAGGCGCCUUUGCCGGCAACGUCAUCGCCGUCUUUUACAGGUGCUCCGGCCAGAACAAGGUCGUCUUUUACGUGUCGGAGAGGGUGCUCGAGUUUCCCGGAUGCGAUCGGGGCGUCUGCGACUGGGAGUACCUGAAGAAGCUCUACGCGCCCCAAGUGGCCGUGUGCAAUUUGGACUGGUGCUUUCAGAACGAGACCGAGAAGAACAUCUGGCUUUCGGGUAAAAGCGUGCCAUCCGGUCUAGGAGACGAUGAGCCGGAAAAAUCCACCACGAGAAAACCUCGACUUACCGAGGCUCCGACUACUCAAAUGCAUUUCAAUAUCAGCGACUAUGAGGCGAAAAAAUCUAGCUCAGGAAAGCCCCGACCUACCGAGGCUCCACCUGCUCAAGUGCCCGGUGGCGCUGAGAAAAUCCAAGUUGGAUUAGUCACUUUCUUGCUCACUGUACUAUUAGCUGCUCGUAACAACGUUUGA
Messenger RNA from Trichogramma pretiosum, 1658 nucleotides. Its product is annotated as multiple inositol polyphosphate phosphatase 1-like. Gene Ontology annotation, molecular function: acid phosphatase activity; inositol phosphate phosphatase activity. Bases 51 to 1658 code for a protein of 535 amino acids. The transcript is spliced from 8 exons. NCBI's taxonomy places the organism in Eukaryota, Metazoa, Arthropoda, Insecta, Hymenoptera, Trichogrammatidae. The record is from RefSeq and is a predicted model, not a curated record.